Molecule: messenger RNA, 1458 nt
Organism: Ixodes scapularis (black-legged tick)
Lineage: Eukaryota; Metazoa; Arthropoda; Arachnida; Ixodida; Ixodidae
Product: disintegrin and metalloproteinase domain-containing protein 8
Exons: 14
Coding region: 1-1458 (485 amino acids)
Biological process (GO): membrane protein ectodomain proteolysis
Molecular function (GO): metalloendopeptidase activity
Source: RefSeq, a predicted model, not a curated record
AUGUUAGGACUCCUCGCUUUUCUCUUCAUCUGUGCCAAGAUUGCGGAAGGCCUUCGCUCAGGCCCAUCUACGGAGUAUGUUGUCUAUCCAAGACUUUUGGAAGCAAGAGGAAUCAACGGAGAAAAAAUUCUUCACAUCAAUGAUCAACUUUUCCUCCGUUUAGAGAAAAGCUCUGCAAUCGCAGAAAAGUUGGUUGUAUCAAGUCUUAAUGGUGCUGAGCAAGUCGAUACUAUUGUGGAUGGAAAGGAGGUGGAAAAGAAUAUUUAUCACGAUAAAAAUCAGAUGGCUGCUGUGUCUGUGUCAGAGCAAAACGGAACGCUGCAAGUGACCGGAGCCUUGGGACGCAGGUUGAGGAUCGCUCCUCUGCCACUGAUGGGACGCUGUGAAGCUGGAUGCGGGGCACACAGAAUUUUUGAAAUCGAGGAGCCGGAGGGAUACAAUACCGAUUAUACAGUUCCAAUGAAACGAAACAUCUUCGCAAAACGGCAAACCAGAUUAGCUGCAGAAAUUCCCAGAGUUUUUUUUGUCGAGGUGGCAAUUGUGUUCGAUCAGCACCACAGAGAGCACUUUAAAACUAAAGAAAGCCUGUUGCAAUAUGCCGCAGUCACUGUUCAACUGGUGAACAUGCGAUACGACGUCACUUCGGAUCCAAAAGUUCAAUUUGUUCUUGUUGCUGUUAUUGACCUGACAGGGGAGAACACGAUUACGAGAACACUAGUGGCUCAAGAUGUUUUGAAGCCGCCCGGUUAUACUACAAGGUAUACGAUCUCUGGAGAAACGUUGGAGAAUUUGGCGACGGCAGUAAAUUGGGGAAUGAUUAAUGUUACUGCAGACCUCGUCACCUUGGUUACGUCGACUGAUCUAGCAGAUGUUCAACGUGGCACACUUUUUCCCGGCGUCGCAGGUGCUGCCUACGUCGGGGGACUGUGCAAUUACUACCGCGUCGCCGAAACAGAAGAUAAGCCUCAUACAUACAGUAUGGUCGGCCUUCUUGUCCACGAAUGGGGACACUCGCUAGGAAUGGUACACGACGGAGACAGAGCGGUGUAUAGCACCCCUGCUUACAAAUAUGUUGUGUGCGACCCACGUGAAGGCUACAUAAUGGCACCUGUUGCAAACGGCGCUCGGAAUGGACAAUGGUCUAAGUGUUCCUUGGCUCAUUUGCAGGGGUUUGUCAGGACUCUAGGUAACGCCUGCUUUGAUGUAACGUCACAGAAGAACUACACAAUAAACAUGACAGAUCUUCCCGGGGCGAACAUGACGAAAAAACAACUUUGUCAUGACACUUUCCCAGACUUCGGUCCUAUGACUUUUUAUGACUAUACCGGGAUGCUCCCCGAGUGCACUACAGUGUGCUGCUCUCAAUUUUUCCGAACAUGCAUGCAAACUGUGCUUACGGAUGGAAUGGAAUGCAAACACGGACACCAUUGUGUGAAACACAGAUGCGUCAAGAAGUAG